AUGAAUGAGCAGAGUUUUAGUCGCUACCAUCAUUCAACUAAUUUAGAUGAAUGUCAAGAGAAUAAUAACGAUGUUGAUAAUGCUCGUCCAUUUGAUAAUGACUUAUCUUUAGAAUAUCAGUCAAAUAACAGUACACCAUCAUCAUCAUCAUCAUCAUCAUCAUCAUCAUCAUCAUCAUCAUCAUCAUCAUCAUCAUCAUCAUCAUCAUCAUGUUAUGUUAAUUAUGAACUAAAAAGUAAGAAUUAUGAUUCUGAUGAAAUUCUUGAUUUGAGAAUGCAUAAAAAUAAAAUCUUUGACACUUGGCCAUCAACAACAAUAUCGUCAUCUUCGUCCUUUAACUCGUUAUUUUCCACAAAUAUAAACCAUGAUAAUCAUCCGUGUAAAAUAUCAAAUUCAGAAUUAUUAAAUAAUCUAAUUGAAAUGAAUAAACAACAACACAUUGAUGCUUUAUUCAAUCAUCAUUUAACUUCAUCAUUAUCUUCAUUAACGAGUACUACUACCAAUACUACUACUACUACCACCACCAAUACUACUACUAAGUUGAAUACAUUUUCAACUGCUUUAACAUCAUCAGUAGUAUAUGAAAAAUUAACACAAACAAUAACCACUUCCAAUAUUAGUCCUAUAAAUAAUUUAAUAGAUUUUACCAAUACACUAUCAAAAACUAUUCAUACAUUAUCUAAAUAUCAUUAUUCUAAAUUAAAUGAUCAUCAACCAAAAUCAUUAUCAAAUAUUAAACAUUCAAUUAAUCAUGAAUUUCAAUUGGAUAAAAUAAAUUCUCUUUCAAAUUUCCCAUAUUAUCUUUAUCGAUUUUUUUCCACAUCAAAUAUCAUUCCUACUAUUCAACAAUUACAACAACAAUCACACCAGAAUCAGCAGCAACACAAUCAAGAACGACAAUCCUAUAAUUCUAUUAAUUCAUCUUCAAUAGAUCCUUUACAAGAUAAUACAAAUAUUUCAUAUUCAUUAUUAAAACCAUGUAUAAAAUUUUCUAAUAUGAAUUCAAUCAAUCAACAAUAUACAACAUCAUUUGAAUUAUCAAUUAAUUUUAUAAAUUGGUAUCAUCAAUUUAUGCAAAAUUUACAUCAAUUAUUAUUAAAACAACAAUUCAAACAACAACAGAAACAUGAUCAUCAUCCUCAACAACAGCAAGAUCAUCGACAACAACAACAACAACGACAAAUUGAUCAUCAACAAAAUGAUCAAAAUUUAAAAUGGAUUAAAAAGGAGACAAAUGAAUUCAAUAAAGAAUAUCAUAUUAGUUUAGAUUCAUUUGAUUUACAUUUAGAUAAAGAGAAAUAUUAUCAAAGAAUAAAUAAUUCAACAGAUCAUUUAAAAGUCAAUAAAUAUGAUACAUCAAAUGAUGAAAAUUUUUCUAAUUUUCAAUCAAAUCAAGAUGAAUUACCUAUUGAUUCAUGUUCACAAAAAUGGAUCAUUUAUCAAAAUGAAUCAAAUCUUUUAUCUGGACAAUCAACAUUUACUAAGUCAAUAAAUGAUAAAGUCAAUACAAAAUUAUUCAAUAAAUCUAAAUUAUCUUAUUCUAUUAAUUCAUCAUUAUCACCAUCAUCAUCAUCAUCAUCUAAUCCAAUUCAUUAUUAUCGUCAUAUUUAUCAUUAUCAUCAUAAUCAACAAUUAAUUAAUAAUCGUAUUAAAUAUAAAUUACAAUUAAAUAAUAAUAAUAAUAAUAAUAAUCAUAAUAUAAAAAUCAAUAAAACUUCUAAUCUAUUAUAUCGUUAUCAAUGUCCACAUUGUAAUAAAGAAUUUCCACGUUCAGCUAAUUUAAAUCGUCAUUUACGUACACAUACUGGUGAAAAACCAUAUCAUUGUGAAUAUUGUCAAAGAGGUUUUAGUAUAUCAUCUAAUAUGCAACGUCAUAUAAGAAAUAUACAUCAACGUGAACGUCCAUUUAUAUGUACAAUAUGUAAAAGAGCAUUUGCUCAAAGAACUAAUUUAGAUAGACAUAAACGUAAUCAUUGGUUACAUAAUUCAUAAAAUUUAUAAUAAAAUGUAUAUUUAUUUAUUUAUUUAUUUAUUCAAUUCGAAUCAACAUUAUUUUCUUGAUUAUUUUGUUUGUUUGUUUGUUUGUUUAUUCGUCACUUUUGAUUGUUGAACUUUGUAAGAUGAUUUCAUGUUCAUAUUGUUCAUGAUAUUUUCUUCUUUUUUUUAAAAAAAUAAACAGUAACAAAGAAUGUUGAUCUAUUUACUUUUGAGAUGGUGAAGAAGAUUUGUAGCUCAGGUGGAUGAUUUUGAUGGAGCUUUGUUCUCUG
Molecule: messenger RNA, 2267 nt
Organism: Schistosoma intercalatum
Lineage: Eukaryota; Metazoa; Platyhelminthes; Trematoda; Strigeidida; Schistosomatidae
Source: the annotation of a GenBank genome assembly